AUGGCGAAGAUGAUUUCAGCCAGGAUGAAGCCACUCAUGGAUGAUAUUGUUUCUGAUACACAAAGUGCAUUCAUACCUGACAGAUUGAUUACAGAUAAUAUUUUGAUUGCUGCAGAGGUUGGACACUUUUUGAAUAGAAAACAAUGUGGAAGAAUGGGAUGGGGUGGUUUAAAGCUGGAUAUGGCAAAAGCGUAUGACCGAAUGGAAUGGCCCUUCCUGCGAAGUAUGUUAACAGCUUUGGGAUUUAAUAAUAUAUGGGUGGAUCUUAUCAUGUUGUGUGUGACUACUGUGUCUUAUAAUAUUAAACUGGAUGGAAUCCGAGGAUCGCCGAUUGUCCCGUCUCGCGGACUCAGGCAAGGAGACCCGUUAUCACCAUAUCUAUUUAUUAUCUGUGCGGAGGGACUCUCUCUGUUAUUACAGCAGGCACAGGAAGCAAAUGCGGUUAAGCAGUGUUUGACACGGUAUGAAAAUUUAUCUGGCCAAGUGGGAUGCAGUGCCCUAUGCUACAGUAAGAAUACACAAGAUGAUGAUAGGGAUGCAGUGGCGCAGAUACUUGGGGUUGCUCAAGCACCAAAUUUUGGGAAAUAUUUGGGCCUCCCCUCAUUCAUUGGAAGGAAUAAGAAGGCAGCUUUUUCGUAUAUUGAAGACAAGAUAAGACAGAGAAUCCUUUCUUGGAAUAAGAAGUUGUUAUCGCAAGCUGCUAUUGAGCGAGUCAUGAACCGAUAUUGGUGGGGUCUGGGAAUGAACGAGGAAUUCAUUGGAAGGCUUGGGACAAGUUGUGCGUGGCGAUUUUUAACGAAACCUGACUCAUUGGUCUCACGAGUUUACAAAGCGAGAUAUUAUCCAAAAGGGACCUUUUAUGAUGCCAAGAUAGGAAAUAACCCCAGUUUCUGUUGGCGCAGUAUAAUGGCAGCUCAGAGCAUGGUUUGUGGUGGAAUCAGGCGCAGAAUUGGAAAUGGAAAAACAACCCUAAUCUGGGAUCACCCAUGGAUGCAGGAUGAAUAUGACCCAAUGAUUCAUACUGAUAAGCCACCAUAUUUAAAUAAUGCAGCAGUAGUGGGAUUAAUUGAUCAUGAGACACACACCUGGGAUCCGGAUAUAUUGACAGAUAUUUUUAAUCCUGCAGAUGUGGCUAGAAUAAAAAAGAUCCCAGUAUCACCAGAUUAUGAGGAUAUGUGGUAUUGGUAUGAUGAUCAGGGAGACACUAACCAAAUUGUUCAGGCAGCUGCAAUUUUAUACCAUAUUUGGAGAGCCAGGAACGGAGCGCGGGUCCACCACACCCAUCACCAAGUGAACCACCAGGCUGCCGUGCAAUGCCAUAUUACCGCCACUGCCGCGGCGCGGCAGCAGCAGCAACACGACACUGCCGGCGCACAGGUAACGCCCGAGGAGGCUGCCCACGAGGUGUUGCGGAUGGAAACUACCGAGCCAGUACGCAAAUGUUACAUCGAUGCCGGUUUUAUGCCUGCUUCAGGAAAGGCUACGGUUGGCGCGAUUUUACUCAACGAGGAAGGGGAAUAUGUAUCGGCUUUCAGUGCACCAUUACCAAAUUGUCUCUCACCGCUUAUGGCUGAGACAAUAGCAUGCAAGGAAGCCUUGUCUUGGCUAUGGAAUCGUGGAGAACGCUCAGUACGCUUACUUACAGAUUGUUUGACCCUACAACAAUAUUUGACAAGUCAAGUUGUCACAAUACGGACUUACGUAGGCUAUGCCAUUGAUGCUUGUAGAGCACGCAUUACUUCUUUUGAUUACUGCUCAGUUAAUUUUAUUCCUAGAUCAGAGAACUAUUUAGCACAUAGAUUAGCAUCUUCUGCAUUUAAUUCUUCUACAGCUAUGUAUUCGAACGAUGUCCCUCCAGACUCUAUUUCUGAGUACUUUUAA
Molecule: messenger RNA, 1881 nt
Organism: Ipomoea nil (Japanese morning glory)
Lineage: Eukaryota; Viridiplantae; Streptophyta; Magnoliopsida; Solanales; Convolvulaceae
Exons: 7
Coding region: 1-1881 (626 amino acids)
Molecular function (GO): RNA-DNA hybrid ribonuclease activity; nucleic acid binding
Source: RefSeq, a predicted model, not a curated record